Molecule: messenger RNA, 3929 nt
Organism: Myotis lucifugus (little brown bat)
Lineage: Eukaryota; Metazoa; Chordata; Mammalia; Chiroptera; Vespertilionidae
Gene: GPER1
Product: G protein-coupled estrogen receptor 1
Exons: 1
Coding region: 732-1841 (369 amino acids)
Biological process (GO): G protein-coupled receptor signaling pathway
Cellular component (GO): membrane
Molecular function (GO): G protein-coupled receptor activity
Source: RefSeq, a predicted model, not a curated record
AUUACCAUUUUCAUUCCUUAGUUUGUCUUUCAUGCCAUGUUAUUUAAAAAAGUUUCAUUUUCGGCAUCUAAACUUAGUGCGAGGCUUAGCAAGGAAGCGAGAUUUCUUGGAUCACUUUCCUGUCAGAGAAGAGGUUCUACCCCGUCUCCCCACGGCGCCUGGGAUCCAGUCUUUCAGAAAAGCUGGGUUUUUCCCUUCCUGCUUAUUCCUCUUUCCAACGGCUGCCAACAUAAAUUUUAUCUCCUCUCCUGACAGACAGUAGUUUUCCGAAGAUUUCCAACCCGUCUGCACAUUACUUCACAAGCUGCCACUGGACCGCCAGAGGCUCCGGGUGAGGCUGACUCACUGUCCGUCCGCCGCAGCCAGCCCUCGGGGAGCGUCUAUUUCUCUGCCUCGGCUCAGCAGCACUUGUCCUCCCAGAAGACACACCUGCAGGGAGCCCUCCGCACCCACAGUGCACCUGCCUGCAGAAUGACGGGUGGAGGGCGCACCGUGCCCCUCUGCUCCCAGGUGCCUGCAGGAGCGGGUCGUGCAGAGCCCGCCCGCCGCCCGCCUCCUCCUGCAGAGCAGACCCCGGCCGCCAGGCUCCUGCUGACGGGCUCCGAGUGAGCAACGCCCGGCUCACUUCUGAGGACGGCACCUUUCUUUCUAAAGAUGGAUGUGCUGCUUAAGACGGGUUUCCGAGAGCCUCGCGGCAGAGCCUGAAGGCCGCACGUGGUGGAGGUGUGGGCAUGACCCCCCGAGCGCCCGUCUCUGGCAUGGAGACCGACCCCGGAGCCUACGACAGCACCCCCGUGGCGCUCAACCUGUCCCGCGUGCUGGCCGGCAGGGCACUGGCAAACCAGACAGGCGAGCUGGCGGCGCCCCCGCACCCACAGUACGCCAUCGGGCUCUUCCUCUCCUGCCUCUACACCGUCUUCCUCUUCCCCAUCGGCUUCGUGGGGAACAUCCUGAUCCUGGUGGUGAACCUCAGCUCCCGGGAGAGGAUGAGCAUCCCCGACCUGUACUUCAUCAACCUGGCGGCGGCCGACCUCAUCCUGGUGGCCGACUCGCUGAUCGAGGUGUUCAACCUGGACGAGCAGUACUACGACAUCGCCGUGCUCUGCACCUUCAUGUCGCUCUUCCUGCAGAUCAACAUGUACAGCAGCAUCUUCUUCCUCACCUGGAUGAGCUUCGACCGCUACCUCGCCCUGGCCCAGGCCAUGCGCUGCGGCCUGUUCCGCACCAAGCAGCACGCCCGGCUCAGCUGCGGCCUCAUCUGGAUGGCCUCGGUCUCGGCCACGCUGGUGCCCUUCACCGCGGCGCACCUGCAGCACUCCGGGGACGCCUGCUUCUGCUUCGCAGACGUCAGGGAGAUCCAGUGGCUGGAGGUCACCCUGGGCUUCAUCCUCCCCUUUGCCAUCAUCGGCCUCUGCUACUCGCUCAUCGCCCGGGUCCUCGUCAAGGCCCACAGGCGCCGGGGCCUGCGCCCGCGCCGGCAGAAGGCGCUCCGCAUGAUCCUGGCCGUGGUCCUCGUCUUCUUCAUCUGCUGGCUGCCCGAGAACGUGUUCAUCAGCGUGCACCUCCUGCAGCAGGCGCAGCCGGGCGCCGAGCCCUGCCAACAGUCGUUCCGCCAUGCCUACCCCCUCACCGGCCACAUUGUCAACCUCGCAGCUUUCUCCAACAGCUGCCUGAACCCCCUCAUCUACAGCUUCCUUGGGGAGACCUUCAGAUUCAAGCUGCGUCUGUACAUGGAGCAGAGAACAAGCGUGUCGGCCCUGAAUCGCUUCUGCCACGCGGCCCUGAAGGCCGUUGUUCCGGACGCCGAGCAGCCAGAGGUGAGGUUCAGCAGCGUGGCGUGACGGGAGCUGCUCCCGCACUCAGCACCGCCCGGGCGAGGGCACCGAGGGGGUCAGGGCAUGCCAGGGCCUCUCCCAGCUGGAGUGCUGCCACCCUCGGGCUCUCGGGCACCUGCACCAGCUGCUGCAGAGCUGGGCCACCACCAUGCUCCCGAUGGCAGUCACGGAUGCCACAGGCCUGGGACCCGCGUGGCCCUCUCCGCGCAGACUGUCUCACGGCAGCAGCAAGGAGGGCGCUUUGGUGGAGCGCCUUCGUGCCAGGCAGCUCGCGAGGAGCCUGCCCCUCAGGAGAAAUGGAGCCUGAGGCUGAGCUGACACUGCCCCGUCCGUGUCCGCAGGCUGCGUGCGUGCCCAGUGCCUUUGGUCCCCAGGUGAGAGUGACACCUGUGCGCUCAGGCUGCCUGGCACCAUCGCUCCCUCCAUUCCAACUGGACGCAGUCUCUGCAGCAACGGAGUGGAGGGGCCCCGAGGGCGGCUCCGGGCACACGGCGAGACGCUCCAGCUCGCGGGGACAGUGGAGCAGUGAGGACGCCGUGAGAACAGUUCUGGGUAAAAUGUAAAGAGGUAACAGCAGUGGUGGCUGGCACUGCUCAGCUCUGUCAAUAAAACUCGUGUGCUGGUGCCUCCAGGUUCUCGAAGCAGCUCCCUCCCGGGGCGGGUGGGGCUCACGGAGCCCCGUAAAGUCUCCUGCGCGAUGCGGCUCCUCACUCACGUGAGAGCUCUUAGAGGCCAACAUCUCACCGCAGCCCUGGACACGGCGGCAUCUCUGGGGGUCUGAGCCCUGCUGCACCAUCCUUGGGCAGAAUGUUCCACGCGGCCUCACUCUUCUAGAAGGUUCUGGCUGUCAGCACAAGCACAACCCGCAGUCCUGCAGGGACAGCUGCAGCUCCGGACAGUCAGGGAGUCCGCAGGCGGGGUCCCGAGAAGUGGGCAGGUCUGUCCAUCAGGUGGGGUGGCCCCGGGACAGCAGCGGGGCCCCCACAGGCUGCCCCGGAUGCACUGAACCAGCUUCCGGGAGCACGAGGCCUGGGAGAGCCCCGUAAAAGGUCCGGGGUGUCUGACAGUCCCUGCCCCCCCCCCCCCCACCUCAGGCGGGCAGGUGAGUGUGUGCUCACGCCUGCAGCUGCAGCUGUCACACACCCAGAAAACAUCAGCUCUCCAACGGAUCUGACUCCUGCUGUUGAGCAGUGAGUGCGGAUCCCGCCUGGAAAUACCAGUUUAAAAGCCAAGGGAAUGCAGGUCACCAGACGGACUGAUCCCAAGGGUCCUCCUGGGUGGCCUCCACCGAGCGCUUAUCGCAGGACGCUAGCUGCGACUCGAGGUGACGAGAGCCCCCGGGUGGCAGGGUCCUUGCACACAGAGAGCCUGUGCACCCCCCACCCCCCGCACAGCCAUGAAUGAGCUGGUCCUCGGGCCGUUUCCCGCCCUGCGUCCCCUGGGAGGAAUGGGCUGUCCCGAGUCUGUGGUUCCCGUGGCCCUUGCACAGGCUCUGAAGGAAGAUGCGUGGACUCAGUCUCCAGGUGAGUCGCCCAGGCCCCAGGAGACUGGGUCCUCCAGGGAAGUCACUGCUUCAACAAACAAGAGACGGGGGACGUCCUCCUGAGACCCGGCCCAGCAUGGAACACGCCGUCCCUGGCCAACGACAUGGCAUUUUUCUUCGCUGACUCAACAAUGCAAACGGCCCAGGAACGGAGAAAACCCCAGCAGGCCACUGUCUCAGAGGACACUGGUCUCAUCGAGCAGCUCCUUCCAAGAAACGGAGUUAAAUGCAAAGGUCCUCCCUCGCCGCCACAACAGCGCUCUCCCCCACAGCAGCACCCGAGCUGCCCGAGGGGAGACCUGCUUCCGGGCUCCCCGAGUCCCUUUCUACGUCCCCUGAGUCUCACAAUUCCAUCCCCUACCCGACCCUGGGGGGGGGGGGCAGCUCGGACAGCACAUGUCCAAUCCCCCUUAAAGCCGAGCGCCUAAAAGGACAGAUUCCCACCCUAGCUGGUGUGGUUCAGUGGAUAGAGCGUUGGCCUGCAGACGGAAGGGUCCCGUGUUCGAUUCUGGUCAAGGGCACAUGCCCGGGUUGCGGGCUCGUUCCCCAGU